Messenger RNA from Myripristis murdjan (pinecone soldierfish), 3088 nucleotides. RefSeq names its product coiled-coil domain containing 137 (gene ccdc137). The transcript has 6 exons. Gene Ontology annotation, cellular component: nucleus. NCBI's taxonomy places the organism in Eukaryota, Metazoa, Chordata, Actinopteri, Holocentriformes, Holocentridae. The record is from RefSeq and is a predicted model, not a curated record. Bases 128 to 934 code for a protein of 268 amino acids.
ACUUCCUGGUCCUGUUGGACUGACGGGGUCGAGGUUCACGGGUUAAAGGUUUAGAUACACGCUGCUUUAACAUGUGUUGUUGUUUUGACAACUUUACCCGUAACGACCUCGAGUAAAAGGUAGAAACAUGGGGAAGAAUCGGCAGAAUAGGCUUACUGAAUCGGGAAAACAAAAUGGCAAGAUCGGGCGACAUCCAAGUGAGAAGAAGCUGAAGACUGAUGGUAAGCUAAAGAAAGCCAAACAUGAAGACCACCUCAAACACAUCCCCUUCCGGCUCCGCGAGAUCAUGAAGAGCAAGGAGAGGAUGAACAUGGGAUCCUCCAGGAGGAAAAAGAUGAAAAAAGCUUUCAUCCCCAAAGUGAAGCCAGCAGACUCUCAGGUUGGCGACAUACCUGUUCCUCAUUUCAGGAGGGGAAAGGAGGAGGAUGUGAAGUCUUACCUGCAGCGCAUGGAGAAUGAGACGAAUCAUGUCCUCUUCCUCACCAAGAACCAGGUGGAGAGGAAACCAGAGCUGGAAAUAGACAAACAGGAGAUGCCUGCAGAUACGGGCAGGUCUGAGAAAAAGAAGAAGUAUGAUAAAGAGAGAUUACAGAAGCUACAGCAGAAAAAGCUGGACAGACAGGAGGACAAGAUCGAAAAAGAGAUGUUCGUAGAUAAAGUUGACUUUGGAGAAAUUGUGAUGGCCCCACCUUCUUUGAGUGCCAAACCCAAAAAAGCUAUGGUCAAAUCCCAGAACGCAUCAAAGGAGCUGCUUCUCAACUCUCUUCUGGGUCACACGGCCGUCUCCACAGCCAAACCGUCCAUGGCCCGACAGAGGAUGAUGGAGGAAGAGAGGGAACGCGCAGUGGAGGCCUACCGGCAUCUUAAAAAGCAGAGGCAGCAGCAGCGGGAAGCCAGGACUGCCGGCCUGGACAAGCUCAAGAACUUUGAGUGAUGCCCCGUGCCACUUGCCAGAAGAAACUGCAGCUAGCUGUAACUUCCUACUAUGGCCAUUGUCUGUGACUGUCUUCAGCAGAGGUGUGCAGAACAGAGAAACAAGAUGGUCUGGCAUGUGGCAGACUGCACUUGUUGCAUACACCCCUUACAGGAGGAACUGAUAGACCCCCCAAAAGGAGACUUUACAACAGUGUAUGUUACUGUCAUGGAAGGACAGACGCAAAUAUUUGCAUCCACAGAGCACCACAUCUGGUAAAUAUCAAUAUUCACCAGCAACUUGUGUUAUUAUACCAGCCAUUUAGCUCCUUGGAAUAAAACAGGGCAUUCACAUGAACUGAGUGUGUAAGUGGCUGCUAGGAUAGAGACACCAAGCACCUGAGACUACAUGUAAAGAUGAAUUUGCAUGGUAGCUACUGUUUUUUUUUUUUUUUCUCUUUCAAUCAAGCAGGUUGUUUAAGAAAGACAUUUACAGACAGCAACCCACAGUAAACACACAACACAACAUAAGAAAAAUAAAUAACAGUAGAUAACAGAAAAGAGUUCUUGUUUCUGUUUCUCUUAUUUUUUUUGCCUGAGAUGUCUACACUUUUCUAACUGGUUCAAUAGGUAGCUCCUGUUACAUUAUUUUUAGUGAUAGAGUGCUUAUUCCGGAUUAACUAGACAGUAAAACCAAAUGGAUUUUCUCAUAGAUUCUCUCGUCUAAAAUUAAUCUGUUUGUUGGCUGUGGUCCCACUAGGUGGCAGUCCUGUAGAAACAUCAGUCCAUGUGUUUUUACACUUUUUUGCUGUUUGCAUGGAAAGCUGAGAGAAUAUAUGGUUAUUUUGGACAUUUUAAGUAAAGUUUUAUUUAUUUCCUACGCAUUCUCUGUGUUUUAUAUGAGCUUUAGAUAGCUGCCCUCAACCAGGUUGACUCUGUGUUAGUUCAAAAAUGAACAUAUUUGAGCGUAGUCUAAUGCACAACAAUAUAGAAACAUUUCCCUGCAGAUAAAACAAACAUUGGGGAUUGAAAUGAAGGAAACUAUUUGUAUCUGGCCUUGCUGCCUACCUUGGCGUCAUAUCUGUUUGAUGGCCUCUAGCCAGGUCUAAAUUAAUCGCAUCAGCUUUUUAAAUGCAGAAGCCCUAUUAGAGCCUGGCACAGCUAUUUACAUUUGUAAUCCCUUAAAGGUUGACCCUCUCUGUUCAUUCCAGCCAUGAAUGAGGCUUUUGUAUGAGUGUUGGACUGCAGGCCAAACAACACUGUGUUUUUGCAUGUUUUGUAUUGUUCAGAGAUGUUUGGUUCGACAAAGACUGUCUAUUACUGGCUAUUUGAUCACUCAAAACAUCUUGAAUCUGAAAACAAAUAUGACAGUCUGGUGAUGUUUUUCCAGUAAUUGCGCUAGUCAAUUCCACAGAAUAAUGCAUUAUCAAGUACAAAAGUGAUACCUUAAUCCUUUUAAUGCUGAAUAACUUGUACUGUUUUUGGAUUUAGAAUGAUUUCUGUUUGAUCAGCUUGCCUGUGGUGAAACUGUCAUGUUUUCAUGGUUGUGUAUGUCCACAGAGGGCUUUCAACGUGACAUGGAAAUGUAUUAAGUGAGAACAGAUGCUUGUGACUGGUAGUGGUGGCUCUUUGAGUUGAGCCCAACCAUCCCCGGCCAUAUGGCCACCAGUGUCCACCAGUGUGCAAGACAGCUAUUCAUAUUAUUUAGGGAUAUGCACAUGCUGUCUUUGAGACAAACAAAGUGCCUGUGAUUUCGCGUGAAGUCAUUGAUCGGAAACACAUUGCUAACACAAUCCCUUUAAGCCUGUAACAGAUCCAUGGCAUGGUAAAACACGCUUGGUUUGUGGAAUCACACUUCUCACUGGAAACAAUGCAGAUUAUUUGUUUAUGAGAUAGAUGGGAUCAAACCUGACCAAGGUGACGGGGAGGUUUCUGUGGGUGAGCCUGCACUUUCGGGUAUCAGCCUAACACACUACAGCAAUCCCAAGAGCAAACAGAGUCAGGUGCUUCAAAAUUGGUACUUGGUAAAGUGUUCUGUAAAUUUGGUUGAAACUUAAGGAUUUUUGUCACUGCUUUGACCUUCCAUGUCUGCAUUGUAUUGUCUGACAAGAUGCUCAUCUUCUGUUGUACCUAAAUUCAAAAAGAUAUUUUAUAUAUGAAGUAAGUAAAAACUCAG